CCGGGGUUCAGUCUGUCCGUUAAGCUGCUUUUGACCACUGCUGCUGUAACUGAGUCUGCUAAUUGAAGCAUGCAGCACAUGGCAUCAUCUGAAGCCCUUAGCUCCGCCUCUGGUGUGUUAGGCGACGCCCAUCGCAGAAACCCCGCCUUAGCAGGGGGCGUGGCACACGUCAGCCACUCCUACUCCAUGUUCCUGCCCUCACAGGUGCAGAGAGCUUCUGCAAACGGCAAGUCAGAUCACAGGCUGGUGGUGGAGCCUCCUUCAUCUGACAGCUCACCAGACACUGAAGGAGUCACACCGGAACUGGAAAAGGCCGGUCUGCUCAACAAAACCAAGAUAGCAGAAGGAGGCAGGAAACUGAGGAAAAACUGGAACCUGUCAUGGGUGGUGCUGGUGGGAAACAGUCUCGUCUUCUUCAAAGACCCCAAAAGCCAGAAUCCUGACAGCUGGAAACCGGGUAACAGUCGUCCAGAGAGCAGCGUGGAUCUGAGAGGAGCUCAGCUUCAGUGGGCCAACGAUCUGUCCAGCAGAAAAAACGUCUUUAAGCUGAGGACGGUUACGGGAAAUGAGUUUUUGUUGCAGUCAGAAACAGAAUCACUCAUCAGAGAAUGGUACAGAACCAUCCAGAACGUCAUCGACAGACUGGAUAAGGAGAAUCCUCUAGAUAAUGUGCUGCUGUAUUCUCUGAGGAGAGCCGGAUCUGUGGAGAUGCUGGAUCAGAGCGGAGACGAGGACGAGAAUCGCGGUGGAAAUAAGGCUUCGUUGCCUCGCUCCACGUCUAACCCGGAGAGCUCGGAGCACAAGCGUGUGAAGAGCCGCUUGAAGAAGCUGAUUCUCCGGAGGCCUCCGCUGCAGACGCUGCAGGAGAAAGGACUCAUUAAAGAUCAGGUGUUCGGCUGCGGGCUGGAGCUGCUGUGUGAGCGAGAGAAAAGCAGCGUCCCUCAGUUCGUCAGGAAAUGCACCGAUGCUGUGGAGAGGAGAGGUUUGGAGACUGAUGGGAUUUACAGAGUCAGCGGGAAUCUGGCUGUCAUUCAGAAACUGCGCUUCGCUGUCAAUCAUGAGCGUCUGGAUCUGGACGACCCACAGUGGGACGACAUUCACGUCAUCACCGGAGCGCUCAAGCUGUUCUUCAGAGAGCUGCCCGAGCCGCUCGUGCCGUACGGAUUCUUCCAUGACGUCGUCGAGACCGUCAAGCUAUCUGAUUACCUGGAUAAGGUGGACAGACUGAAGCUGCUGGUCCUCAGCAUGCCUCCACACAACCAGCACACCUUACAACACGUGAUCCAACACCUCAGACGGGUGAUGGAGCGCUCCGACAGCAACCGCAUGACCACGCAGAACAUCGGCAUCGUGUUCGGCCCCACGCUGAUGCGCCCCGAGAACGAGAGCGGAAACAUGGCCAUUAACAUGGUGUAUCAGAACCAGGCCGUGGAGCUGCUGCUGAGCGAAUACCAGCAGAUCUUCAGAUCCUACUGAACACAAUCCCAGACUGCACUGGGACACGAGGACGAGUCUGGAGACAGAUGGACUCAGAUCUGCAUCAUUACUCCACAAACUCACCGGAGAACACGACCGGGUCACAUUUCAGCUCAGAUGUCAGAAAUAAUAAUAGUAAUAAAAAGAAAUUAUAUUUUGCAUAAAGAAAAUUCAUUUUUAGGAUCAUUAAGAUAACAUAGCAAUAUUAUUUUAUUGUUAAUUAAACACAUUUUCACCAUAAAUUCUCAAAGCAUCCAGAUUUUUUUUG
Messenger RNA from Sinocyclocheilus grahami, 1744 nucleotides. Its product is annotated as rho GTPase-activating protein 15-like. Gene Ontology annotation, molecular function: protein binding; phospholipid binding. Lineage: Eukaryota; Metazoa; Chordata; Actinopteri; Cypriniformes; Cyprinidae. Gene Ontology annotation, cellular component: cytoplasm. Gene Ontology annotation, biological process: signal transduction; regulation of GTPase activity. The transcript is spliced from 14 exons. The coding region runs from base 70 to 1476 and encodes 468 amino acids. The record is from RefSeq and is a predicted model, not a curated record.